AUACUGCCUCCAUGCAAGCCCAGAAUAACCUGGAUGUGUGACUCACAGGGGUAGGGGUAGCAAUUUUGCAGAUUUUCCAAACAGGUGACUUCAGCCCCCGGGCCUGGGCAGGAAGGGGUAGCCCAGUGACAAUGGGCAUAGUCCCACUUCAGGAACGGGAAACGUGUUGGCUGGCUCUGUGGAGUUCUCUCUCUUCUGAUCCCACAGCAUCUGUUCCAGUUGUCUUGGCCGCUGGGGUAUGGCCGUCAAUGUGUACUCCACAUCUGUGACCAGUGAAAAUCUGAGUCGCCAUGAUAUGCUUGCAUGGGUCAACGACUCCCUGCACCUCAACUAUACCAAGAUAGAACAGCUUUGUUCAGGGGCAGCCUACUGCCAGUUCAUGGACAUGCUCUUCCCCGGCUGUGUGCACUUGAGGAAAGUGAAGUUCCAGGCCAAACUAGAGCACGAAUACAUCCACAACUUCAAGGUGCUGCAAGCAGCUUUCAAGAAGAUGGGUGUUGACAAAAUCAUUCCUGUAGAGAAAUUAGUGAAAGGAAAAUUCCAAGAUAAUUUUGAGUUUAUUCAGUGGUUUAAGAAAUUCUUUGACGCAAACUAUGAUGGAAAGGAUUACAACCCUCUGCUGGCGCGGCAGGGCCAGGACGUAGCGCCACCUCCUAACCCAGGUGAUCAGAUCUUCAACAAAUCCAAGAAACUCAUUGGCACAGCAGUUCCACAGAGGACGUCCCCCACAGGCCCAAAAAACAUGCAGACCUCUGGCCGGCUGAGCAAUGUGGCCCCCCCCUGCAUUCUCCGGAAGAAUCCUCCAUCAGCCCGAAAUGGCGGCCAUGAGACUGAUGCCCAAAUUCUUGAACUCAACCAACAGCUGGUGGACUUGAAGCUGACAGUGGAUGGGCUGGAGAAGGAACGUGACUUCUACUUCAGCAAACUUCGUGACAUCGAGCUCAUCUGCCAGGAGCAUGAAAGUGAAAACAGCCCUGUUAUCUCAGGCAUCAUUGGCAUCCUCUAUGCCACAGAGGAAGGAUUCGCACCCCCUGAGGACGAUGAGAUUGAAGAGCAUCAACAAGAAGACCAGGACGAGUACUGAGGGCGGCCGCAGCCCUGGCUGACUGCACAGCUUCCCCGUGCCUCCCUCCCUGCUCCACUCCCACAUUAUAGUCCUUUCCUAACACGGUCGGCCGGGUGCUUUGUGUCAGUGCUGCAGCACUGGGGAGCCAGGCGAGGGGGGCUUGGGGGCAUGGGGCCGGAAAGCAGGCAGAAGCCCGUCCUGGGUGGUGCUGGCCCAGUUGGUGGGACCCCUGUCCACACCCACCCUAUUUAUUUCCGUUGUCUCUCUGCUGUGUCGCCCAACACUUCCCAGGGUGCUGCUGCCACCCGCCCCAGCCAGCCACCUGCUCCUGACAGCCAGCAGCUGUGUAUUUGACAAAGUCAUUGGUAUAUUUUUACUUACUGGAUUCUCCUUGCACUUUACCUGUUCUUUUCCAGAGCUGACAGCACGGGCUCCGGCGCAGUGUGCCUGGCUUGGCUUCCCUUCCCCAUGGCUGGGGGCUGGGGUAGGACUCACCCAUUCUAAUUUAUUUUGUCUUUUGGCUUCUCAGUAGCUAAGGGGAAGGCUGAUGUCAGGAGAGGGAGAGGGGGCUGAGGAGGUAGUGCUGUAGGCCCAGGGGGUCAGGGAAAGGGAGGGGGGCAUGUGAGGGAUGGAAAUGACCUCCUGGCACCAGGCUCACCCACCCAAGGCCCCCUGCCCCAGCACUGAAUCCCAGCGCUGCCCUGAGGCCCCCAGCCACUCCCUCCAGCAGCCUGGUUCACCACACAAACUCUGCCUGGACCCCAUUGUCUGUCUGCUUCCCACCUGCCCUCCCCACCCCCUGCCCCUCGGGCACCAGCCUGCAUAUGUGUUCACUUUUAUUUAAAUAAACUUGUGUGGUAAAAGUACAUGCCAUGUGUCCCUCAACUGA
This is a messenger RNA of Homo sapiens (human), 1955 nucleotides long. RefSeq names its product microtubule associated protein RP/EB family member 3 (gene MAPRE3). Lineage: Eukaryota; Metazoa; Chordata; Mammalia; Primates; Hominidae. The record is from RefSeq and is marked reviewed. Gene Ontology annotation, biological process: behavioral response to cocaine; positive regulation of dendritic spine morphogenesis; positive regulation of DNA-templated transcription. Gene Ontology annotation, molecular function: microtubule binding; microtubule plus-end binding. The transcript is spliced from 7 exons. The coding region runs from base 239 to 1084 and encodes 281 amino acids. Gene Ontology annotation, cellular component: midbody; cytoskeleton; microtubule plus-end.